CGGUCAUGUACGUGAGGGAAAGAUGGCGGCGGAUCGGAGUAAUCGGACAAGUACCUUAGAUAUUAUAUGGAGGUAUCUUUUGAUAUUGUUGAAUCUACAACAAGUAGUGGAUUCAUUAUUGUGUUUCUGCAAUCCUUGUGCAGGAGCUGUCGUCAAUAAUUCUUGCCUUGCAAAAGAAGGAAGCAAAUGUUUCACUGCAAUAGAAGAAAAAAUAGAAAACAAUAUAGCAGUUGAUGUUUGGAGUUUUGGGUGUUUGCCUCCACAUGAAAGCACUGUCCUUCAGUGUAAAGGGGAUUUGGUUCCUCAUGUUACCCCUCAGACUGUAGCAUGUUGUGAUGGGGAAGAUUACUGCAAUAGAGAUUUGAAGCCCACAUUCAUAGAACGGAGUACAACUCCAAUCCCUGGUCCUCAAACUGAUACCAACUUUAACAAUACCUGCAAAAUUGUUGUUGCAGUUUCACUAUUAUUUUGUGUAAUAUUGUUAAUUAUAGCAAUGCACUGGGGUCAUCAAAGAUUUUGUCGAACAGGAUUACUAAGAUCCCAGUACAUGGAUGAAGAAAAUCAGAUACACCCAGGAGAAUGUAUUAAAGACUUGAUAAACCACAGUUCUGGUAGUGGAUCAGGUUUACCACUUUUGGUUCAGCGCACAAUAGCGAAGCAAAUAUAUUUGAUUAAGAGUAUAGGAAAAGGUCGGUAUGGUGAGGUGUGGAAAGGCAAGUGGAGAGGGGAAAAUGUUGCAGUGAAGAUAUUUUUUACCACAGAAGAAGAUAGUUGGUUCAGAGAAACUGAACUUUACCAAACAGUGCUGCUUAGACAUGAUAAUAUAUUAGGAUUUCUAGCUGCUGAUAUCAAAGGUACACAGCUAUAUCUCAUAACAGACUACCAUGAUCAUGGGUCACUAUAUGAUUUCCUUAGGGCAACCACAUUGAAUGCUGUUGAUAUGAUGCGCUUAGCUCACUCAACAGUAGCAGGUCUUGCAUUCCUUCAUGCAGAAAUAUAUGGAGCAAAAGGUAAACCUGCAUUAGCUCAUCGAGACAUAAAAAGUAAGAAUAUUUUGGUGAAGAAAAACCUAACAUGUUGUAUAGCAGAUCUUGGGCUUUGUGUCAAAUAUAUUAGUGAAACUAAUGAAGUGGAUAUUGCACCGAAUUCUCGACAGGGCACCAAAUUGUAUAUGAGCCCAGAAAUAUUGGAUGAUACUAUAAAUAGGAAACAUUUUGAAUCAUUCAAACAGGCAGAUGUGUAUGCUCUUGGUUUAGUUCUAUGGGAAAUUGCACGUCGGUGUGUUCAUAAAGGAAUUGUUGAAGAUGCUCAGCUUCCAUAUUAUGAUUACCUCUCACCAGAUCCCAGCUAUGAAGAUCUUAAAAGGGUUGUGUGUAUUGAGAAGAAACGGCCUCUUAUUCCUAAUCGCUGGGUCAGUGAUCAUUAUUUGAGUAAAAUGUCAAAAGUAAUGAGUGAAUGCUGGCUUCAUCAUCCAGCUGCACGAUUGACAGCACUUCGAGUGAAAAAGACAUUAGGAAAAAUCAAGAUAGACAUAGAAUCUACAAUUAAGCUGUAGCAGACAGACUGAAAAAACAAAUUGAAGUGUUUUAAAGAUGGAAAGAUGACCAUUACAAGAAUACAAGUUCAGAGGGAGAAAAGUUAAGAAUAAGAGUAAUGAUGAUGAGGAUAACAACAAUAAUAACAAUAAUAUUAAUAUGAAGAAAAUAAGUGAAUCGUUGCUGUAAAAUAUUCUGUUAGCUUGUCUCUUUCGAGAGAAAGUUUGAUGACAAGAGCAAGCUCUCGAUGGCAGAUGAUGUAGGCAGCCUUACAAAAAAUAGUAACAGGACACAUUUCUUAACUGUCUACAACACGGCAAGUGCAAGUCCCAAAUGCAGACAAGUAACAACUUAAAAACCAAUUGCUUGUAUCUCUGAUAUUGGUAUUAUACCCUCUCCUCAUCACCCAACUCCCCCAAGAAAAAAAAAACAAAACAAAAAAAUAAACAUGGAACUGAAUGAGACUUUUUUUUUCACCUGCUUCAUAUACUUUGA
Messenger RNA from Octopus sinensis (East Asian common octopus), 2030 nucleotides. RefSeq names its product bone morphogenetic protein receptor type-1B. NCBI's taxonomy places the organism in Eukaryota, Metazoa, Mollusca, Cephalopoda, Octopoda, Octopodidae. Gene Ontology annotation, molecular function: SMAD binding; transforming growth factor beta receptor activity, type I; ATP binding. Gene Ontology annotation, biological process: dorsal/ventral pattern formation; cellular response to growth factor stimulus; protein phosphorylation. The coding region runs from base 23 to 1555 and encodes 510 amino acids. The transcript has 11 exons. The record is from RefSeq and is a predicted model, not a curated record. Gene Ontology annotation, cellular component: plasma membrane; signaling receptor complex.